Molecule: messenger RNA, 1512 nt
Organism: Cyphellophora attinorum
Lineage: Eukaryota; Fungi; Ascomycota; Eurotiomycetes; Chaetothyriales; Cyphellophoraceae
Product: Mitochondrial import inner membrane translocase subunit tim44
Exons: 3
Coding region: 1-1512 (503 amino acids)
Biological process (GO): protein import into mitochondrial matrix
Cellular component (GO): mitochondrial inner membrane
Molecular function (GO): protein-folding chaperone binding
Source: RefSeq, a predicted model, not a curated record
AUGCUAGCUGCUAGGCGUGCGCCAGCACAUAGUGUUAGCCGCUAUGUGACCAGUACUUUUGCUUCUGCUUCAACACAUUCUGGCCGCACUGCGGCAUAUAGGAGAUUAAACACACUCUCUACUCUACCGAAGCCCCAUCGCGAGAACGCGCCACUCCUUCAGCGGUCGAACAUCUUCUCAUCUCAACAUGCGCCACCGUCCGUAGCCGCACUAAUUCGGCCGUUCCACUACUCUGGACUACGGCCACAGGAGCCCAAACCGAAAGAUGGUAUAAGAGAUUCGCCGCGGCCUGCAGAGCCUGCAGAGCCGUCAGAGCAGAAGGCAUCCGAGGAGCCUAAGUCCGAGGAGGGCAAGGAAGGCGAAAAGAAAGAGGGAGAAGAUGGCAAAGAACAGAAGAAGGAAGAGGCACCUCCGCCACCUCAUGGCGACAAGACGCCAUGGCAGGUUUUCACCGAGACUUUGAGGACUGAAUUCAAAGCAUCGCAAGAAUGGCAAGACUCGACAAAACAGCUGGCUGGAGAAGUCAAAGCUUUCAAUGAGUCUGACAGUGUGCGCAAAGCACGGGAAGCCUCGUCAGCCGUGACUGGAGGAGCCAGAAAAGUGGUCAGAGGCACGGGCGAGGUCGUCGGGAAAGGUGUCUCAUUUGCCUGGAACACGUCUGCUGUGCAAGGAGUGCGAGCGGGUGUGAAUGCUACAGGAAGAGGCUUGGAGAAGGCCAGUAGACCUAUAAGGGAGACACAGGCUUUCAAGGAUCUUUCCGACGCCCUCGACGACGGCAGCAGCGCUCGCUACGGCGGUUGGACAGAGCGGGAGGAGCGCAAGAGACUGCGCGAGCAGCGUGAGCAGGAACGCCUGACUCGAGGCGGCAAGCCCAUCGAACCUAUGGUUGAGAACCCUGAUGCUGGUACGAAUGUCACAGUACACAAGGACUCGGCCUGGAAAGAGUCAUGGAACGAAUUCAAAAGCAACUCGAAAGUCAUGCAGGGUCUUUUCAACAUGAGAAACACUUAUGAAGAGUCAGAGAAUCCUCUCAUUUCGACUGCCCGAUCGAUAGGCGACCGAGUCGCUGGGUUCUUUGCCGAGAACGAGACAGCUAAGGUCAUCAAGAAGUUCCGAGAGAUCGACCCCAACUUCCAACUGGAGCCCUUCCUACGAGAAAUGCGGGAAUACAUGCUGCCCGAAGUUUUGGAUGCCUACGUUAAGGGAGACGUCGAGACGCUGAAGCUAUGGCUAUCGGCCGCGCAGUUCCAGGUCUGGCAAGCUCUAAUGGAUCAGUACACGAAAGCUGGCCUCAAGUCGGACGGCAAGAUCUUGGAUAUUCGGCACGUCGAUAUUAUGAAUGCUCGGAUCUUGGAGCCCGGCGACAUUCCGGUGUUCAUCAUCACCUGCCGGACACAAGAGGUUCAUGUCUAUCGAAAGAAGAAGACGAACGAGCUAGCAGCGGUCAACAAUCCUGAGACGAGGGGCUGGAGGUUCAUCGAGCUGCAAAAGGCUGCAAGGGACUAUAUCUGA